Molecule: messenger RNA, 1071 nt
Organism: Micromonas pusilla CCMP1545
Lineage: Eukaryota; Viridiplantae; Chlorophyta; Mamiellophyceae; Mamiellales; Mamiellaceae
Exons: 2
Coding region: 1-1020 (339 amino acids)
Biological process (GO): TOR signaling
Cellular component (GO): cytosol
Source: RefSeq, a predicted model, not a curated record
AUGACGUCGUUCCCCGGCCGAGGCCCGCCGGCGUCGCGGCCGCCCGGCAUCGACAGCGACAAGUGCGACAUGCGCGCGCUCGCCAAGGCGGGAGGGGAGUUCCUCGAGGCCGGCAACGGCGUGCGCGUCGGCGGAUGGCGCGUGGAGACGAAGACGACGCCCAUCUUGGGCAAGGAGCGGCUCGACGCGCUCGAGGCGUCGCUCGGGACGUCGCACCUCCCGGAGAUGGUGUUCGGCAGCCGUCUCGACCUGACGCACGAGGCGAGCGGGACGACGAUCCACUUCAACGCGGAGUGCGCGCUGAGGGAGUGGCUGGAGGAAGGGCUGCCGCCGCUGAAGGUGGCCGCCGCCGCGGUGUGGGCGCGCGGGCACGAGCGGCGGUUCGGCGGCGGCAUGCCGGGCGCGCGAUCAGCCGCGGAUCGAUUCGCCGUCGAAAAAACGGAGAAGAAGAAGAAGCCGAUCCCGGGCGGCGCGGCGUGGGACGAGCGCGAGGACGCGGAAGCGUACGACUGGACGUUCACGACGCCGUACCGCGGUUCGCUGAUGACACGAGCGGAUGGUGGCGCGCCGUCCGCGAGUGGGUGGACGCCCACGGAGCUGCGCGUCGACCGAGGGAUGCUCAUGGAGCGCGACCCGAUCUUGUUCUUCGACGAGCUCACGCUGUACGAGAGCGAGCUCGACGACAACGGCGAGAUGUCCGUGACGCUGAAAGUCCGCGUGAUGCCCAAGUGCUGGUACGUGCUUCUCAGGCACUGGAUGCGUGUGGACGGCGUGCUGUUGCGCCUGAGGGAGACGCGGCUGUUUCACAAGAUGGUCGGCGCGGAGGGCGCGGCUGGCGCGGCGGGUACAGCUGUCGUCGUCGUGCGAGAGAGCGCGCGACGGGAGGAGACUUUCGAGGGGCUUCGCGCGCGCGGGGCGCCGUGCGAGCCGGGGCAGUACCCGAACGCGGAGGAGGCCGCGAGCGUGUUGUUAGCCGCGGGCGGACCCGUCGCGAUGGAACACCACGCGUUGACGUUGUGACGACGCGGCGAGCUCCCUUAGACUACGUAUGUAUUGACCGCAAUCUGUCUG